AUGGUAGCCUACGCUCCUUACUUCGCCGCUACGGUUUCAUUGUCGUCUGUCCUCCACGCAGUCACCCCUUCUGAGUUCAGCAUCGCGCCCAUCUGCCAGGUCGUCACAGCUACAGUCACUGAAUACGCCGCAGCACGACCCACGACCAACUCUCAUGGGCAUGGUGGUCCAUACUACAAUCCCUACAACGACGUCCCUCUCCCUUUCGAGUGGCCGGGUAAACCAUCACAUGGAGAAGCGUACGCUCCUCCUCGGCCUUCGACACCCUACGAAUACGGCGGGCCCGCCAAACAUGACUACAAAGAACCGUGCUGGGUUCCCAAGGGCACCGACCAUCUGAAGAGCUCACUUCCAAAUGUCGAACAGUGUGGUAACUCACAAUGGGGUUUGAUCGACUCUCCCCAUCUCCCGGCGAAUGGUCUUCCGAGUAGUAAUCCCGAUGGCGCAUAUACGUCCGAGUCAACGAGGCCAUCAUCUACACGUUCUCUUCACCCUACAGUAUCUGGUCAUCCAUACGGCUAUGCAAACGCCACAGGGUCUACUUCUUCCGGACCGACUGCCACUGGGGCGCUCGAGCCUAUCGCUACUGCGGCCUCCCAACCGAAGGCUGAUCUUCUUUGCCCGUUCAUGCCUGACACCGGCGUGACAAGAACAUACGACCUCCACGUGGCUUAUCAAACGAUCGCUCCAGAUGGUGUUACCAGGAAUGGACUCACAGUCAAUGGUCAAUUCCCCGGUCCUCUGAUCGAGGCCAACUGCGCGCAAUACUCCGGUGGCGCCCACGGCCCCAUGGUCAUACAUGGGCCGAAACACGAGGAUUACGACAUCGACAUCGGCCCCAUCAUUCUCGAAGAUUGGUUCCAUGCUGACUACUAUACCCUUGUUGAGGGCACCAUGAACGGCCAAUUCCCGCCCUCCAACAACAAUCUCAUCAACGGAAGAAUGAAUUACCCAUGUGCCAAUACAACCUUGCCUUGCACGCCUAAUGCAGGUAUCUCUAAGUUUAGAUUCCAGUCUGGAAAGAAGCAUCUACUACGCCUCAUCAACACAGGCGCUGAAGGCAACCAGAAGUUCAGCAUCGAUAGGCACAAACUGAAAGUCAUCGCCGUAGACUACAUCCCGGUCGAGCCGUACACGACUAACGUCGUCACGCUUGCCGUCGGUCAGCGCACUGAUGUUAUAGUCGAAGCUAUCGGCAAGCCUAGCGAUACCUUCUGGAUGCGCUCUCAACUUGCUCAAGGCUUUCGCUGUACACUCACCGACGGCAUCUCACCUAACGCUCUUGCGGCAGUAUACUACGAGGAUGCCAGUACCGACGCUAUCCCCAAGUCUACCUCUGAUGUCACGAAAGAACAACUUGAGCAAUGCAAGAACGACCCCAUCACCCAGGGUAUCCCGCUGUGUAAGGUCCCAUUGGAAGAGCCUGACCAUGUCGAACGUGUGGACUUUGACUUCCGCUCCAAUGGCACCAACUUCAUCUGGUAUCUCAACAACAGCACCUACCACGGCAACUACAACAAGCCAACGCUACUGAAAGCAAAGCGUAACGAGUCGGACUUCGACCCCGAAUGGAACGUGUACCAAUUCCCCGGUGCGAAGCAUGUCCGCAUCCACAUGGUCAACCACGGUCUCAUUGGCGGCCAUCCCAUGCAUUUGCACGGCCAUGACUACCACAUCCUGGCUGAAGGCUUCGGAGAGUGGGACGGCGUUGUGACAAACCCAGAGAACACGCUGCGUCGCGAUGUCCAUCAGAUGCAGAAUGCACGAAACACCACCGGCACUGUUGAGCCUUCGUACUUGGUACUGCAAUUCGUGCAAGAUAAUCCAGGCGCCUGGCCGCUGCAUUGCCAUCUCGCUUGGCACGUUAGUGGAGGGCUCUUCAUGCAGAUCUUGGAGAGACCAGAGGAUAUCCAGAAGCAGGCAUUUGGGGAUGAGCAGUUUCAACUUUGCGAUGAUUGGGAUGCUUAUACUUCUGAAGUGGUACUGAAUCAGAUCGAUUCGGGGUUGUAA
This is a messenger RNA of Alternaria viburni, 2010 nucleotides long. RefSeq lists its product as uncharacterized. The transcript has 2 exons. The record is from RefSeq and is a predicted model, not a curated record. Gene Ontology annotation, molecular function: copper ion binding; oxidoreductase activity. NCBI's taxonomy places the organism in Eukaryota, Fungi, Ascomycota, Dothideomycetes, Pleosporales, Pleosporaceae. Bases 1 to 2010 code for a protein of 669 amino acids.